Molecule: messenger RNA, 1307 nt
Organism: Teleopsis dalmanni
Lineage: Eukaryota; Metazoa; Arthropoda; Insecta; Diptera; Diopsidae
Product: beta-1,3-galactosyltransferase 5-like
Exons: 2
Coding region: 48-1205 (385 amino acids)
Cellular component (GO): membrane
Molecular function (GO): hexosyltransferase activity
Source: RefSeq, a predicted model, not a curated record
ACAGAUUAUAAUAUAUAAUUUAUUUUAUAUUUUAUAUUUUCAGUAUAAUGAGCGUGAAGGGCUUAUUUCACAGACAAUUAUUGAUCAAAUUACUAAUCCUCUCAUUUGUCUGCGGUUUAUUUCUAAUCAUCAUUUUUCACUUUACAACAAAUGAUAUAAAUUUGUAUAAAGAAUCACAACAUCUAAGAUCACUCUUACGUUCAAACAACACACAUCACCAGGAAUAUAAGCUGGCAGAAUAUGACUUUGAUUAUGAAGACUUCAGACAACGUGUCAACUAUAGCUAUUUAAUGAAUCUAACAAAUUUCCGAUAUUUAUUGAAUUCCAAUAAAUGUCGAAAAGAUAGAAAACAAUUUCUAGCUAUCAUUGUUGUCACAUCUUACUCAGCACAUACCGACCUACGUAUGGCUCAUCGUCAAUCUAUGCCACAAUGCAAACUUGAAGAACUAGGAUUUCGACGAAUAUUUUUGCUAGCCAAGAUACCACCAACAGAACGCGCUAUAACCCAAGAAUCUUUGGAAAGAGAACAUAAUCGUUUUGGUGACUUGGUACAGGGUAACUUUGUGGAUAAUUAUCACAAUUUAACAUAUAAGCAUGUUAUGGGUCUACGAUGGGCAGGCAGUGAGUGUGAAAAUGCUAAAUUCGUUAUUAAAAUUGAUGAUGAUAUUAUCUAUGACAUAUAUUACACGCGUAAUUACUUAAAUGAAUUAUUGCUAAAACAGUCGCAACUUGCUACAUCUGGUAAACUAUUAUCAGGUGUAAUAUUCUCCUCUGGUCCACCGGUACGAGAUGAAAAAAGUAAAUGGUAUGUCUCUCUAAAAGAUUUUCCAGGAAGUGUUUACCCUUAUUACUUGUCUGGUUGGUUUUAUGUAACGAAUCCAUUGACAGCAAAACGUAUAGCACAAGAAGCUCAUAGUACACCAGUAUUUUGGAUUGAUGAUGUUUGGGUUACCGGUAUAGUAAGACAUCGUCUGCAUAUACAUCUGCAGUCGUUAAAUCACUUACUCACUUAUAAGAAAGUACAACUUCAGUGUUGUGUUGAUGAUGCAAAAAAAUACAAUUACAACUGUGACUAUAAAAUUGGUCCAAAUGGUAAUGAACCGGAAUUUUUGCUGAAAUAUCAGAACGCAAUAGAGAAGUGUUAUUACGAUGGAUGUAUUCCUCGACCGGCUAAUAAAUCUGUAGUGCUUACAUGUAAAGAAUAAUAAUCUCACUAUCUUCAAAUGCAACAAAUUAUAAUGUUAAGUUUGACAAAUUCUAUAUAUUUUGUAUAUAUUCUUAUUAAAAUAAAUGAUAAUUUAAGACUA